UUCCCUUUUUCUUUUCAAAACGCUUUACCUCUCAGUUCUCUUCGUCCCUGGACAUUCUUCCGGUCACCAUCGGAGCCGGCGACCGGUGGCAACCGCGCGGGGACGCCGUUCCCUCUCAUAACUGUCGCACGCCGGGACGCCGCGCGAUCUCCUACCCCCACCCCCAUCCCAGUCUACCACAGCGACACCGUGUGAGAUCCGUGCUUCAUCGGUAGAAAAGAAGGGCACCAUGGAGCUCGAGCACACAAACGCCGCACUCUUGUUUCUUCACAAGUUUGGGAAUAUUAUAAAUUUGGGUCUGAAGGGGCUCAGUUGGUGCCUUGGUGGACUAGUGAACUGAAACUGUAUUAAUAUCUUCAGGCUCUGGUGCAAUGGCCUACGAGAUCAGUGAGAUCAAAAAAAUUGGCAUAGGUCUGGUGGGCUUUGGCAUCCUGUUCUCGUUCCUAGGUGUUAUCCUUUUCUUCGACAGGGGUUUGUUGGCUCUGGGUAAUAUUUUCUUCUUGACUGGAGUAGGCCUCCUUCUCGGUUGGCAAUCUAUGUGGCAGCUAUUUACAAAGAAGGCAAACAUUAAGGGAUCUGUACCUUUCUUCCUUGGUCUCUUUCUUCUAUUUGUCAGAUGGCCUGUUGCUGGUAUAAUCCUGGAACUGUAUGGAUCUUUUGUCCUCUUCAGUGGUUACGGGGCUCCUAUCCAAGCCUUCCUAUAUCAGAUUCCAAUCAUUGGAUGGAUUCUGCAAUGCCCCUUUCAGCUAUUUGGUCUGAGGCGUAAGCGUGCUUGACAAUUAUGGUGGCAGAAAUUCAUGAUAAUUCAUGGGGAAAUAGUAUAUUGCCCAAUGUUAAAUUGUCAGUAGAAAAUUCUUGUAGCCUUCAUCUUUUGUAACUAUGCUCUUUAACACUGCAUCUGCAUGACAUGGGCUUUCUAACCUUGGUUGUGAUGACUUCUAUUUAAUCAACACUCAGUAGAUGAUAGUUUAAUAUUUUAAGUUCAUACGUCAACAAAGUAAUGCCAUCAAAUAUGUGGCUGGAUUAUGGGUUUUGUUUGGACUUGAGAGACACCGACCUUCGUCCCUCGUUAUGCCGUCAA
Messenger RNA from Triticum aestivum (bread wheat), 1081 nucleotides. Its product is annotated as vesicle transport protein GOT1. NCBI's taxonomy places the organism in Eukaryota, Viridiplantae, Streptophyta, Magnoliopsida, Poales, Poaceae. The transcript is spliced from 8 exons. The record is from RefSeq and is a predicted model, not a curated record. Gene Ontology annotation, biological process: retrograde transport, endosome to Golgi; endoplasmic reticulum to Golgi vesicle-mediated transport. Bases 372 to 776 code for a protein of 134 amino acids.